Molecule: messenger RNA, 1711 nt
Organism: Clupea harengus (Atlantic herring)
Lineage: Eukaryota; Metazoa; Chordata; Actinopteri; Clupeiformes; Clupeidae
Gene: gc
Product: GC vitamin D binding protein
Biological process (GO): vitamin transport
Cellular component (GO): blood microparticle; cytoplasm
Molecular function (GO): vitamin D binding; vitamin transmembrane transporter activity
Source: RefSeq, a predicted model, not a curated record
AUCUUUGACAUGAUGCUGUCCCCUGUCAGUCUGAAAUCCCACUGCCGUGACUGGAUCAAGCGGAGAAUUACUGUGGUCCAAACUCUGAGAUGAAAAUCCUGUGUUGUAUUUUAAUAUCCAUCUCCAUAGUCUGGGCAGAUGACAAUGGUUUGAGAUAUGAAAAGGAAAAAGUUUGUGAACAACUUCAUGGCAUGGGACAACAGAAAUUUAAAGGGCUUUUCAUAGCCCUGUACAGCCAGAAGUUCCCCAACAGCACGCUAGCGGAGGUCACAUGCCUGGCCGACGAGAUGCUGAAGCUGGGGGAGAGGUGCUGUGUGGAGGGGGCCAGUGCAGACUGUUACGACAAAGGGGCCACAGAAAUCUCGGACAAAUCUUGCCAGGCCGACUCACCGUUUCCCAAACACCCAGGCAUCUCCAAGUGCUGUGCCAAGAAAGACGUGCAUGAGAGGAAGAUGUGCCUGGCCACUCUGCACUACUCGGCUGAGGAGCUGCCCUCCCUGUUGGAUCCCACCAAUGAGGAGAUGUGCGAGCAGUACACACAGGAUCCGACGGGCUACUCUUUCGGCUACGUGUACGAGUUGUCUCGCAGACACCGCAGCGUGCCCACUGGGCUCGUGCUGAAUGCUACGGGUAGCCAGCUGAGGAUGCUGGCGAAAUGCUGCAAGCCUUCCCCCUCCACUGAAUGCUUUUUCACUGAGAGAUUUCAAGAAAGACAGUUCAACAUCUUUCUGAGAUUCACUUCAAAUGUCUGCCACAACAACAUCAACCUGAAGUCAUACAAGACUGGAUUGACAGCGUAUUUUGGAUCCCUUCUAAAGAUCCCAUUUGAAAAAGCCCAGUCCAUGGCAAAAGACUUCCAAGAUGGACUUUCAAAAUGUUGUUUACAACCAAACCAGGAAUGCAUUGUUCAGGAGUUCACUGGAUUCCAGAAGGUCCUCUGCAACGAAUCAUCGCUGGCCAUUAUGUCGGAGGAGUUUCAGAAAUGUUGCGGCAAGGCACCUCUGGACACAUUGAUGUGUGUGGACAACCUGAAGAGACAGCCUCAGACGCUCCCAAAUAUCCAGCCCCUCUCACCUUCCCUCUGCGAGCCAGCCAGCCAGCAAGAAAUUCAGAGAUAUUUGUUCCAGAUUGGAGCCAGGCAACUUUUGACCUCUGUACCAGUCAUCGCAACAGCUUUGGGCCAUGUGAAAGACAAAGUGAUGGCCUGCUGCUCAGACACAAAUAUCCAAACCUGUAUGAACCAAAAGGAUGAAGAUGUGAAGAAAGUCAUAAAACUCUUAUCCAAGACUGAUGAAAUAUGUUCACAGUACUUCAGACUUGACUUCCUCGCCUUCAAAGUCUUAGUGGAGCAGCAGGUCCAGGCUGACGGAGAACAGGCGCCGGCCAAAGCGGAGGCCCUGGUGGAGCUGGGCUCUGUCUGCUGUUUCCAGCAGUCCCCAGCACUGCGCUGCCAGACGCUGAUGGAAAAACUCAUUUCAUAUGAGAAAGAAGGAGCCGUUUGAACAGUGGUCAUCACUCCAGGGUGCUGCUGAGGAUCCAGAAGGCAAUGAGGACUCUUAUGCUCUCAGGACAUGGUUAUCAAGGGCGGAAACUAUCGAUGUUUAAUUUCCCAGGUAUUAGACCAGAUAAUUGCCAAGUGCACUAUUUCUAUUAUGUCUGUGGUGCCAUGUUAAUAAAACGCAUCAGACUACAAGGAUCUCUGGAGAAUCAA